Messenger RNA from Sphenostylis stenocarpa, 2619 nucleotides. The record is from the annotation of a GenBank genome assembly. NCBI's taxonomy places the organism in Eukaryota, Viridiplantae, Streptophyta, Magnoliopsida, Fabales, Fabaceae.
AUGCUAACAGCUAUCAGGCACAGAUACGAGCUUCUGCUACUCCACCGACUUCUUCUUUACUUUGUCUUCUCUUGCUCGCUAUGUUGGGCAAUGCAAGAUGGAGAACGGGUUAUGGUGCGCAACACCCCACAGAGGAACUGGUGGAAGCCAACCUCAACGAAUGUAGGGGACGAAGAGUCUCCUCCAAGGCCCUUGAAGGUUAGUUUUGCUGGGCCUGCAACGCACUGGACCGAUGCCAUCCCCAUUGGCAAUGGCCGUCUUGGUGCCAUGGUUUGGGGUGGCGUACCCACCGAAGUUCUCCAGCUCAAUGAGGACACACUUUGGACUGGGAUUCCUGGAGAUUACACCAACAAAAGUGCUCCACAAGCACUGGCUGAAGUCAGAAAGCUUGUCGAUGAUAGAAAAUUCUCUGAAGCUACAGCAGCAGCUGUCAAGUUGUCAGGAGAGCCUUCCGAUGUAUACCAACUUCUCGGUGAUAUCAAGAUAGAGUUUCAUGAGUCUCAUCAUAAAUAUUUGAAGGAGUCAUAUUACAGGGAGCUGGAUUUGGAUACUGCAACGGCAAAAAUAAAAUACUCUGUGGGCGAUGUUGAAUUUAGGAGAGAACAUUUUGUUUCGAAUCCGGACCAAGUCAUAGUGACAAGGUUUUCUGCAAGCAAACCUGGGUCACUAUCAUUUACAGUAUAUUUUGAUAGCAAAAUGCAUCAUGAUUCAAGGGUAAGUGGCCAAAAUCAGAUAAUAAUUGAAGGGAGAUGUCCUGGUAGUAGGAUUCGACCAAGAGUGAAUUCAAUUGACAAUCCAAAGGGAAUUCGGUUUUCUGCAGUUUUUGAUAUGCAGAUUGGUAAAGGGGUUAUAAAAGUUUUGGAUGAUAGGAAGCUAACAGUUGAAGGUUCAGAUUGGGCUAUUUUGCUUUUGACAGCUUCUUCUUCCUUUGACGGCCCAUUUACUAUGCCUGAAGAGUCUAAGAAGGACCCUACUUCUGAGUCCCUCAGUAAAAUGAAGUCUGUGAAGAAAUUUUCAUAUGCUGAUCUUUAUGCACGCCACUUGGAUGACUAUCAAAAUCUAUUUCAUCGUGUCUCAUUGCAACUCUCUAAAAGCUCCAAGGGUGAUUUAGGAAAGUCUAUUUUUUACAAAAGGCAAUCGGUUUCCUCCCAAACAAAUAUCUCUCAAAAGGGAGGUGAUACCAUUCCAACUUCAGCCAGAGUCAAAUCUUUUCAGACUGAUGAAGAUCCUUCCUUUGUUGAGCUUUUGUUUCAAUAUGGUCGAUAUCUGCUAAUCUCUUGUUCACGUCCUGGAUCUCAGGUGGCAAACCUACAGGGUAUCUGGAACAAAGAUGUUGAGCCUGCAUGGGAUGGUGCUCCUCACUUGAACAUUAAUCUUCAAAUGAAUUAUUGGCCAGCCCUUUCUAGCAACCUACAUGAGUGUCAAGAGCCCUUAUUUGAUUUCAUUUCCGCUUUGUCAGUCAAUGGUAAAAAAACUGCAAAGGUGAACUAUGAAACAAAUGGUUGGGUUGCACAUCAAGUUUCUGAUAUAUGGGCUAAAUCAUCACCAGAUAGAGGUGAGGCGGUUUGGGCUUUAUGGCCUAUGGGUGGAGCUUGGCUUUGUGCCCAUUUAUGGGAGCAUUAUACUUAUACAAUGGACAAAGAUUUUCUUAAAAAUAAAGCAUACCCUUUGUUGGAAGAAUGUACAUCAUUUUUGUUGGAUUGGUUGAUUGAAGGCCGUGGUGGAUUAUUGGAAACUAAUCCAUCAACUUCACCAGAGCACAUGUUCACUGCACCAGACCGAAAGCCUGCUAGUGUGAGCUACUCAUCAACCAUGGACAUUGCAAUCAUAAAAGAAGUUUUCUCUAUAAUGAUUGCUGCUGCUGAGGUUUUGGGAAGACAUGACGAUGCUAUUAUCGAAAGAGUCACUGAGUAUCAGUCUAAGCUUCCUCCGACAAAAGUUGCUAGAGAUGGUUCCAUUAUGGAAUGGGCAGAAGAUUUUGAGGACCCAGAUGUACAUCAUCGACAUGUUUCUCAUCUGUUUGGACUAUUUCCAGGGCACACGAUUAGUCUCGAGAAGACUCCAGGCAUCUGUAAAGCUGUGGAAUUUAGUCUAAUUAAAAGAGGAGAUGAUGGUCCAGGAUGGUCGACAACUUGGAAAGCUUCACUAUGGGCACAUCUUCACAAUAGUGAACAUGCAUAUCGUAUGAUAAAACACUUGAUUGUCUUGGUGGACCCUGAUCAUGAAAGUGAUUACGAAGGAGGACUUUACAGCAACCUGUUCACAGCUCAUCCCCCCUUCCAGAUUGAUGCCAACUUUGGUUUUUCAGGAGCAAUAGCAGAAAUGCUUGUUCAAAGCACAAUGAAGGACCUCUACUUGCUUCCAGCGUUGCCACGCGAUAAAUGGGCCAAUGGUUGUGUGAAAGGAUUGAAAGCUCGUGGUGGGGUGACAGUCAACCUUUGCUGGAAAGAAGGAGAUCUGAGUGAAGUUGGGCUUUGGUCAGAAAGACAGAAUUCCCAAGUGAGACUACAUUAUAGAGGAACCAUGGUCUUAACAAGUUUAUCACCUGGCAUAGUUUACUCUUAUAAUAACCUGUUGAAGUGUGUGAAGACAUACUCCCUCAGCAAAGUUAAUCCUUGA